AUGAAGAAGGCCGCGUUCUUCUCCACGCUCAAGUACGUCCGGGUCCCCUCCCCGCUGACCGUGAACAGGAACAUGAGACGAUUCAACAUGGCCGAAAACGACCGGAAGAUCUUCUUCUCCUUUAACCUGUUUUCCGUCUUUCUGUUCACGCUGCCAAUAGUUUACCUGGCCAAGGUAAGCCAAAAUAUGCCAACAGCUAGCUGCAAGUCGGGAAGACCUGCACCAACUCGAUUAUGUGUGCCACCCACCAGUAGGGAAGCAAUUACACAAAGUGGCGAACGCAUGCCACACACAUAG
Molecule: messenger RNA, 297 nt
Organism: Plasmodium fragile
Lineage: Eukaryota; Apicomplexa; Aconoidasida; Haemosporida; Plasmodiidae
Exons: 2
Coding region: 1-297 (98 amino acids)
Source: RefSeq, a predicted model, not a curated record